AUGCGUUCAGCUUCGACCACACUGCGCCGCAUCUGUGGUCGACACAGCUCUCCGGCCAGCAUCUGUAGUCAGUAUAGAACUCUCGCCACUUUUGUGGAACGGGACAUUGUUAUACUGCGCCAAAAGUCGAACCAGGACAAUAUCAUUGUCUCGAAACCUCUCAAUCCUGCCAACAAGAUCAACACCCACAAAGGCGACAUAUCUCAUGCCGACAUUAUUGGCAAAAGUCCCAGAGAUCUGGUCACCUCUUCUGCUGGCCAUGAUUACAGAAUUCAUACCAUCACUCUUGCCGAAUACGUUAGCAUGACCAGAAGACUUGUAACUCCUAUCUAUCCAGCCGAUGCCAAUCUUAUUGUAAGCCUGUUCGACCUGCAUUCAUCAAGGGCCGAUGAGGCCGAAAAGAUAGAGAUUCUCGAAGCUGGUACAGGCCAUGGAGCUCUGACUUUACAUCUGAGUCGAGCCAUCCAUGGUGCCAACACUCAGUGUCCUAAACCAGCCCCUGUGUCCGAGGGUACAGACGAUCUGUCGGCCACCGAGCAAGAAAGCACUGACGAGCAGACUGAAUGCGAUGAUGCUGUGACUGCCUGGAAAGCUUCGCGAAAGGCUGUCAUUCACACCAUCGAUAUCUCUCCAAAGUACUCAAAGCAUGCGGCCAAGGUGGUUGCCGGCUUCCGUCAUGGUCUCUAUGCUGACAACAUUGACUUCCACGUUGGAGAUGCCAGUGCGUGGAUCAAGUCUGAACAUGCGCGUCGCGAUUCCGAGGAGCCUUUCUUAACGCAUGCAUUCCUGGACCUACCUGCUACCCACGACCAUCUUUCGGCUGUUGCCUCGGCCCUCAAGAAUGAUGGAAUCCUCAUUGUUUUCAACCCUUCUAUCACGCAAAUUCUAGACUCCAUACAGAAGAUCAAGCGAGAAGACAUUUCUUUGUUUCUUGACCAGACUUUGGAGCUUGGCAACAAUGGAAGUAGUGGCGGUAAACCAUGGGACUUACGCGCUGUGAAACCCCGUGCUUCAAUCAAGGCCCAGACGACAGAGCACAGUUCGGAUUCUGCACAAUCAUCCGGAUCUGAAGCGCCAUCUGAAACGCCACAGGAACUGAACCAGGCUAUCACCAGAGAUCCGGCACAAACUCUGAAAGAAAUCAAGCCUGAGGACUCAGACUGGACAUAUGUUUGCAGGCCUAAGGUUGGAGAAAGGAUUACAGGCGGUGGUUUCCUAGGUAUCUUCAGGAAGAUGAACAACCCUGUCCGACCUUGA
Aureobasidium subglaciale EXF-2481 is the source of this 1257-nucleotide messenger RNA. RefSeq lists its product as uncharacterized. Gene Ontology annotation, cellular component: tRNA (m1A) methyltransferase complex. Bases 1 to 1257 code for a protein of 418 amino acids. NCBI's taxonomy places the organism in Eukaryota, Fungi, Ascomycota, Dothideomycetes, Dothideales, Saccotheciaceae. The transcript is spliced from 2 exons. The record is from RefSeq and is a predicted model, not a curated record. Gene Ontology annotation, biological process: tRNA methylation.